AAAAAAAAAAAAAAGUAUGCAAUAAAGUUUAUUAUUUUUUAAAAGGCAUCAUACCAGAAUCUCUGUGCAUUUGCAGAGACCAUGUACUCUCUCAUCUUUAAAAUUUUCAGACUUGGACGAAUUAUAUAAGUUUGAUUUGUGCGAUUUGCUCUGGAAAGUUUCCAACUUUCGCGAGUGAAUUACUGUAAAAAAAAAAAAAGAGGGGGGAAAGAGCAGACAGAAGAAGAAGAAGAUAGUAACCAGGUGAAAAACAGAGAAGAUACAGAGGGGAGAAGCCGAGGAGGAGAGAAAGAGAAAUUCCUCUUUGUAUGCUCUGUUUGUUUUCUGGGUCUCUCUGCUGCUCUGAGUUUUCUCGGAUGAUUUAGUUUGACUCGAUGUGGUGAUUCACUGAGAGUUCAUGGACAGAAACAGGGAAGCAAAGAGAUCAACCAUGGCCGCUUCAAAUGGACUUUCUAGACGACGACCCAGAAGCAACGGUAUCCGAUAUUCUCUUGUUGCAGAGGAGGAUGAGGAUGUGGAGAUGCAAGAGACGGCGAGGAUACAAGAUCGAGCGGAGAAGAGAGAUCGGGACCCAGAUUUUUCCAACCGAAGCAAGAAAAAGAGAGGCGAUAAGUUUUCUCAGAGGAUUAACAAAGAAGGAGAAGAAAGUACAGAGGAAAGUUGGGUUGACGAAGAUGAGUACGAGACCCAAGAGGGCAAAGGAGCGUCUCAACGGAAGAGCUUGCCGGUGGGUAGAGUCAUGAAGCAAACGGCGUCAUCGGUGAAGGUGACCGACGAGUUGAUUGCCGUCUCAGUUCCUAGAAAGGCUCGGUCAGCUUCCAUGAAGAGGUCAUUCGAGUCCUCCGCUUUAUGGUAUGGGGAAUACCAGAACCAGAAGUGCAGUUCAUCAUCCCCAGGGAGCCGGCGUGUUGAGGCUGCUUCGCCAUGUUCUUCCGGUGUUUCAGUUAGGAAGAAGACGAAGCCAAGCAAAGCCAAGACUCGGCUAGGGACCCAAUCACAAUCUUCCAGCUCGGGGCAGGAGGAUAUAGAGAUUGAGGUGGCAGAAUUUUUGUUUGGACUAAUGAGGCAAUCUCAGAUUUCGAAGGAGUAUAAGAACGAAUUUUCCAUGGAAUCUGAACUAGAAAAUCCAAGCGCUGUCAGAGAUGAUCGAAAGCCAUCUGGGUCCUCUCCGGUUGCAAGCUCUGGACAGAACAAUCGCCCAGCAUCUGAUUCAUUGAUUGAAGUUGCUGAAAAGAAGAGGAAAAUGGAGGCUGAAGAAUCUUCCUUCUUACUGGAGAAUGGAUCAAAUGCUCCUGCAAUCGAAUUCGAAGUCAAACACUAUGACAGAUUGGAAAAGUCUUCAGGAUAUGAAGAUGAAGUAGGAGAAAGGAUUCUUAAGCAAUCAAAACAAUUAACGGAGGAAUCUGGUUGCGAUGAUGAGUCAGAGGAUAGAAAGCAACAAUCCAUAUCCCCUGAAGAUAAAUCAAUUUUGUCCACUAAAAUGGAUGUUGAUUUUCAGGACAUGAAAAUGACAGAAGGGGUAUCAAUCAUAUGGAAGGGGGAGAGUCACGAGGGGAAGUUGAAGAUCGAUCUGAUGGCUCCUCCUUUGCCGGAUAGGGAUGGUUUCAUGGAUUCUAAACUGGGGAUUCAGGACUCAGAAACUAAGGGGAGUUUGAUUAAGGAUGAAGAGAAGGUGGUGAAGGAGGAAGAGAAGAUGGAGACAGUCGGAGAAAACCGCCAAUUGCUAACACUUGAUUUGGAGAAGCAGCCAAAUCAGGAAGGUCAGAAACAAGAUCAGACUAAAACCAUUCUUCCUCAAAUGGAACAAAUUGGCCAAGCUAGCUCAGUUCCUUUGCCAAUGGCUGUAGGUAGCUGGUCGAAUGGUCAAGUUCUUCUGUCUCAACCUCGGCCUAAGAGAUGCACCACCCACCAUUACAUUGCUCGUAAAAUACACUUGCACCAGCAGUUCAUAAAGACUGAUAAUUUAUGUGGAUCCAACCCCAAAAACCUCAAGAUCAUGUCCUCUGCCGAAAACAUGAUUAUCGGAAACCCAUUGCAAAGGAUGCCUGUGUUGAACCGGAAUUCUGCCCAAGAAAAAGGGCAAGUUGUUGGAAAUAUCUCUAAUCACAUUCAGAGAGAUAUAGCUUGUGAGACUACAAAUUUGACAAACACAGCACAGAGAAAACAGUUUGUAUUUCAGCAAGCUUCACAUCCAUCUGUAAUUCCAUCCGAUCAUCUAGCGCAUGAUCGAACUUUCACAUUCUCAAUGAGUCAGCAACAAAAGUCAGUUGGGCCACCAGGAAAUCCAUCUGGGCUGUCCAAGUCUUACACCUCAAUUGACAAUUCAUCAUUAUUUGACAAUUCAGUAACGGGAGUUUCAGCAAAGUCUACUACCCUGCCAACAGUUGUAAGCUUCACCUAUCCGAAUUCGACUGCCAGUGAAGCUCCCUACUUGACUAUAAUGCCUAACAAUGUUUAUCCAUUCUCUAUAUCUGCUCCGGCAAUUAAACAAGAGAACCCAGCUCAAGCAUUGCCAUUAUUCAAUGGAUCUCUUUAUCCAUCUCAUGUGUUCCAUCCUUCCCAGCUCCAGCAUCAACAGGCUCGUCAAAAUUCAAGCGCAUCAAGUGGCUCGUCUUCAUCCCAUAAACAGCCACAGAAGCAGCAUCAAACGCCAAACCAGAGUUCUCACAAGCUUGAGUCUGAUGCAAAUAGGGAGACUCCUCUACUUGUUGAUACUCGAGGCUCUCGGAAAGGCACUUACGGUCAGACUUCGAUAACUCCCAUUUCGCAGAUGAGCUUUACGAUGAUGCCUUCGAUGACACCAAUGGGGAUUAGUAGUGGCAUUGGAAAUCAAUGUGAGAUGCAGCAGCUUAAGAGCUUAAAGAGUGGGGUUGAGUUGGUUCCUCCUCAGGCAUUUGCCAUGGCAUUUCCCUCCUCCAAAAAUUGUACAGCUUCAAACCUGAAUUUCUCAUAUUUACCGCAAAAUCAUUCAGUCUUUCAGAGCCUCCCAGAUCACAUGGGUAGACCAGGAUACCAAACUGUUGCUGCACCUAAGAAAAAUCACCAGGUAUCUGAGGGAAAAACACCCACACCAAAUGGGCAAAUAUUAGUUUUUGACAAUUCUACAAGAAAUCUAAACUUUACAUCAUCUUCUAUGGCCGUAAAUUGGCCUCCCAUUGCUACUCCAUCAAAUGCCUUGCAGCAUCCAAGGCAGCAAUCUGUAACCCGAAGUAAAUCACCCACAAACAAAACCCUACCAGCAUCUUCCAUCGCCGCUAAAUUUUCAAACAAUCCAAUUAUAUUUCCUGGUACCGUGCAAAACAAUUCUGCUUCUUCUUCUGGUCAAGCAUCUCACUGGAAAAGCUCAACAAGAAACCCAUCUUCUUCCCAAGCACCUCCCACAUGCAAUUCCUCAUCCCUAAACACUCUUCUGCCGAGAACGGCACCACAAGUUCAAACCCAGAUAUCGUUUGUGCAGAAUUCGAAGGCAAUAUUAACACCACAAGGGCAACAAAUACCCAACGGCAUUGGGUCCUCAUCUAGUGGUAGCAAGCAGAGAACAAGUUCCACAGGCGGCAAAGUCUCAUCUCCUGACCCAUUGAAACAGAGUGAGAGUUCUUCAGGUGGGAGUGGGCAGAAGUCGUCCCCAGUUUGCGGAAGAAACGUGCCAUCAAUCUUAAGCGCAUGCCCCAAUUAUCUGUCAGAGCUAAAAUAUUAGGGAGGGAAAAAGAUGGUGAUUGAUGAUGAGCGGAUAAAGAUAAAAUAUUAUUUUCUAA
Messenger RNA from Carica papaya (papaya), 3755 nucleotides. It is a transcript of the gene TKL, whose product is annotated as TIC-like protein. Gene Ontology annotation, cellular component: nucleus. Gene Ontology annotation, biological process: regulation of circadian rhythm. NCBI's taxonomy places the organism in Eukaryota, Viridiplantae, Streptophyta, Magnoliopsida, Brassicales, Caricaceae. The record is from RefSeq and is a predicted model, not a curated record.